Molecule: messenger RNA, 1170 nt
Organism: Nelumbo nucifera (sacred lotus)
Lineage: Eukaryota; Viridiplantae; Streptophyta; Magnoliopsida; Proteales; Nelumbonaceae
Source: RefSeq, a predicted model, not a curated record
AUGGCUACUGAUAACUUCGUUCAACCUGCCAUCCCGCGUUUUGAUGGUCACUAUGACCAUUGGAGUAUGUUGAUGGAGAACUUCUUAAGGUCCAAAGAAUAUUGGCAGGUCGUCUCCAAUGGAAUAGCAGAACCAGCAGCAGGCACAGCAGUGACAGAUGCACAGAAAACAGAAUUAGAAGGACAAUGCUUGAAGGAUCUCAAAGCGAAAAAUUAUCUUUUCCAAGCCAUUGAUCGUUCAAUCUUGGAAACCAUUCCUUGUAAGGAUACGUCCAAACACAUCUGGGAUUCCAUGAAGAAGAAGUAUCAAGGUUCGGCAAGGGCAAAGAGGCAGCAGCUUCAAGCACUUCGUUCGAAGUUCGAAACACUACGAAUGAAUUCAGGAGAGUCGGUCACAGAUUACUUUUCACGGACAAUGGCAAUCGUCAAUAAGAUGUGGAUCCACGACGACAAGACGGAGGACGUCACCAUAGUAGAGAAGAUCCUUCGGUCCAUGAAACCAAAAUUUAAUUUUGUUGUUUGUUCCAUAGAAGAAUCUCAUGAUAUUGAUGAACUUUCAAUUGACGAAUUACAAAGUUCUUUGUUGAUUCAAGAGCAUAAAAUCAACCAGCAGGAGAAAGAGGAGCAAGCUUUGAAGGCCUCCACAGAAAAUCAUCCGGCAUCAAGGAGAGAUAGAGAACGAGGUAGAGGUAGUGGUAGAGGCAGAGAAAGCAAUGAUCGUGGAAACCAACAACAACAUCAACAUCAAGACAACCAAGUUCAAGGAAGAGGAAGAGGAAGAGGAAGAGGAAGAGGAAGAGGAGACCACCACUCGACUACAUAUAGACCAAGGUUAGCAGACAAGUCCAAUGUCGAGUGCUACAGAUGUCACAGGUAUGGCCAAUAUAAGUCUGAAUGCCGAACUAAUUUAAAUAGACAACAUGGAGAAAUGUCUAAUCUUGCAGAGAAGGAAGAAGAAGUAUCCUUGUUAAUGGUUUGUCAUGUAAAGGAGGAAACCAACAAGAAUUUGUGGUACUUAGACACAGGCUGCAGCAAUCAUAUGUGUAGAGACAAGUCGGCAUUCUCUUAUUUGGAUGAGUCAUUUCGUGAUAAUGUGAAGUUUGGUGACAAUUCUAUAGUCUCAGUUUGUUAUGGUCACACCAACCGGCAGCGCACUGCGGCACAGUCAUAG